Kogia breviceps (pygmy sperm whale) is the source of this 1367-nucleotide messenger RNA. It is a transcript of the gene CTDSPL, whose product is annotated as CTD small phosphatase like. The record is from RefSeq and is a predicted model, not a curated record. Gene Ontology annotation, molecular function: RNA polymerase II CTD heptapeptide repeat phosphatase activity. Lineage: Eukaryota; Metazoa; Chordata; Mammalia; Artiodactyla; Physeteridae.
GUUCCCUCCCUCUCUCCCGCCCGCCCUCGCUCCUCGCUCGCUCCUUCCCCCUCGCCCGCUCCCGCUUCCCGCGGCGCCCGGCCUCCCGCUCCGCCUCCCCGUGCGCGGCUCUCCCGGGCGCGGCUCCGGGGUUCAUGGUGACGAGGCGGCGGCCGCUCCAGCCCAGCGGCGGCGGCGGGAGCGGGAGCGGGGGCGCGGGCCCGGGCCGCCUCUCCCAGAGAGCGGGGCCGGGCGGCGGGCGCCCAGGCGGCGGCGGCGGCGAGCGCCCCCGGCCCGCGGCCCCGCGCGCCCCCCGCGCCGCGCGCCCGUGCGCCUGGCUGCCGGGGGGCCGGGCCGGCGGGCUGCCGCCGUGCCGCGCACCCAUGGACGGCCCGGCCAUCAUCACCCAGGUGACCAACCCCAAAGAGGACGAGGGCCGGGCCCCGGGCUCCGGCGAGAAAGCAUCCCAGUGCAACGUCAGCCUGAAGAAGCAGAGGAGCCGCAGCAUCCUCAGCUCCGUCUUCUGCUGCUUCCGUGAUUACAAUGUGGAGGCUCCUCCAGGCAGCAGCCCCGGUGUUCUUCCGCCGCUGGUGGAGGAGAACGGCGGGCUUCAGAAGGGUGACCAGAGGCAGAUCAUUCCCAUACCAAGUCCACCAGCUAAAUAUCUCCUUCCAGAGGUGACGGUGCUUGACUAUGGAAAGAAAUGUGUGGUCAUUGAUUUAGACGAAACAUUGGUGCACAGUUCAUUUAAGCCUAUUAGUAAUGCUGAUUUUAUUGUUCCCGUUGAAAUCGAUGGAACGAUACAUCAGGUGUAUGUGCUGAAGCGGCCACAUGUGGACGAGUUCCUCCAGAGGAUGGGGCAGCUGUUUGAGUGUGUGCUCUUCACUGCCAGCUUGGCCAAGUACGCAGACCCUGUGGCUGACCUGCUGGACCGCUGGGGUGUGUUCCGGGCCCGGCUCUUCCGAGAAUCGUGUGUUUUCCAUCGAGGGAACUAUGUGAAAGACCUGAGUCGCCUUGGGCGGGAGCUGAGCAAAGUGAUCAUCGUGGACAAUUCUCCUGCCUCGUACAUCUUCCAUCCUGAGAAUGCAGUGCCUGUGCAGUCCUGGUUCGAUGACAUGACGGACACGGAGCUACUGGACCUCAUCCCCUUCUUUGAGGGCCUGAGCCAGGAAGACGACGUGUACAGCAUGCUGCACAGACUCUGCAGUAGGUAGCCCCGGCCUCCGCCCGCCUCCCGCCUGUGCACCCCGGAACCUCAGCCUCGGGACCUGCCUGGCCUCAGCUCCCCAGGAGCUAAGAGUGAGGACACGCCAUACUCCAGGCCACGGGGCGAAUGUGGCCAUACCUACCUGGUUUAUUUUUUAAGAACAGAAACAACUAUUUUAAAA